UGUCCUUCGAAUUGUUGGUCUUCCAAUGAGCUUUCGACGCAAGUCGCCCGGCUGCUCGUCAUCGCUACGCAGCGGCACCAAGCCAUUCCUCAAUGGACAAACACUCGUGUCCUCAGGUCUGAGUGAAUUAGACGCAGCUUUAGGCGGUGGUUUGCUGCUUCGUACUUUAAAUGUUGUGGAGGCUUUUGUACCAGGCUCUGACGAUUGCUCUUCCAAUGUCGACUUAAGCUCCGGCACCUCCGAGUCCCUGGCCAUUGAUCUACUACGCUAUUUCGUGGCUGAGGGCGUCGUAGAUGGCAAGCAACGUGUCGCAGUGGUGGCUCCCGAUGCGACGGCGUUUGUCAACGAGCAACUGCCACUGGAGCUGAGUCUUGCUCAACGUCAUGUUAAGCAGCAGCUGGCAGACAAAAACAAAGACGAUGAAUCGCUGACCAUCGCCUGGCAGUAUGGUAAGUAUCGCCAGAAGCAACAGAAUCGGAAGCAACGGUUCUGCCACAGCUACGACCUGUCCAAGAUGAUGCACCGGGAGAUGGUGGCGGCUAACGAACCCGUUGCAAUCGAUCCGUUGAGUUGGACAACGGAGACUGACGUUGGCGAUGCGUACGAACGUAUUUACCUGGCGAUUCAGGAGCUAGUGCAGCUGCAGAGGAAAGAUGGAGGAGGCCAAGUGCUGCGUGUCGGAGUGCUCGGAUUGGGAUCGUCAUUACUUGGUCCUGCUGAUGCUGCGCACACGACGGCGCUGUUCGGCUUUUUCAGAAAAUUACGGGCACUGCUCGCCCACUCGACGGGUGCUGUGUGCCUGGUACUGCUAAGUAGUGAUGCGCAGAUUGCCUUCCCUGCUGCGUUUGUGAACGAGCUUCGGCAUCUAAGCGACUCGGUGCUGACGCUGAACGCAUUUGCUGGCACGCGGGAUCUGCUUCCUGGUGAACUGCAGGAGUUUCAGGGAUCUUUGACGCUGCGUAAACUGCCGCGUGUGUAUGCUCUGGCAUGCCAUGCACCGAGCAAUACGCGCUUCGGAAUCAAACGGGAUCGUCGGAAGCUGAAGGUUGAGAAAUUCCAUCUUCCCCCCGAAGGCUCGCGCAGCAGCAACAACAAUUCCAGCAGGAGUGGCGGCACCACAUCGAGUUCGGGUGGUACAUGUACCGACCUACUAGCAUUUUAGCCCGGCUUUAGGUUAACGUCAACAACAGCAUCUUAGAAUUAGGGUAAAUCUUGACUUUCUAGCAUGCCAAAAGAUUACCAGUGUUUGCAUCAAA
Phytophthora infestans T30-4 is the source of this 1256-nucleotide messenger RNA. RefSeq names its product elongator complex protein, putative. NCBI's taxonomy places the organism in Eukaryota, Oomycota, Peronosporomycetes, Peronosporales, Peronosporaceae. The coding region runs from base 26 to 1162 and encodes 378 amino acids. The record is from RefSeq and is a predicted model, not a curated record. Gene Ontology annotation, cellular component: elongator holoenzyme complex; cytoplasm; transcription elongation factor complex. The transcript has a single exon. Gene Ontology annotation, biological process: tRNA wobble uridine modification.